Molecule: messenger RNA, 2250 nt
Organism: Dictyostelium discoideum AX4
Lineage: Eukaryota; Evosea; Eumycetozoa; Dictyosteliales; Dictyosteliaceae
Exons: 1
Coding region: 1-2250 (749 amino acids)
Source: RefSeq, a predicted model, not a curated record
AUGGAACUAUAUUAUAAUAAAAAUAUAUUAAAUAGAGAUAUAGAAAGAAAUUUAACAGAAAAAGAACUUGAAGAUUAUUUUAAUGAAGGUUUAUUAUAUAUUAUAACUAAAGAUUAUUAUGAAAUUACAAAUGAUGAAAUUAAACAAAUAGAAAUUAUUUCAAAUAAUAAAUUUUCAAUAAAAGAAAAUGAAAAAGAAAUUUUAAAAUUAAUAUUAAAAAAUAGAAAUUCAAAUUGUUUUAAAUUUUAUUUUGAAAAAUUUGGAUUCACUGAUGAAUUUGAUAUUGAAAAGAAUGGAAUAAUUAUUGAUUAUAUAUUUUGGAAUUUAAAUAUAAAAGGUUUAAAUAAAAUAAUUGAAAAAGGUUUUUUAAAAAAAGUUUCAUUAUCAACAAUGGGUGAAAUUAAUUUAUCAAAUGAUUCGAUUGAAUUUUUAGAAUUAUUUCUUUCACAAAAAAAAGUGGUACCAAUUAAUAAUAAUAUAGAUAAAUGGUUUAAAGAUAUUUUUUCAAAAAUUAUUAUAAAGGCAAAAUUAGAAAAUGACUAUACUGGUUUAAAUAAAUUUCAAAAAAUAAUUUCAAACACUGAUUCUCUAUCAAAUAGUUAUAAAAGAGAUAUUAUUUCCAAUUAUCAAUCAUUACACUUAAUUGAUGAUUUUAAUAUUUUUAAAUGGUUUUAUCAAUUAUUUUUACAAUUUGAAUUUAAAAAACCACCAAAUCAUUCAUUUAUAAUUAAUUCAAGGGAUCAGGUUGAUUUUUUAAUUGAAAAAGUAUAUAAAGAAUUUGAUGAUAUAAAUUUCAGAAUUAAUUUUGAAAAUUAUGAAUUGGUAAAUUAUUUCAUUGAAAAAGGAAAACAAGUUGGAAAAGAUUUCACACAAUAUCAAACAGAUCUAUUAUCAUCUCUUUUUGAUAGAUCUCUUGAAAAAUAUGAUAUUGAAACUUUAAAAAUAAUUUCAUCACUUGGUUUAAAAUUUAGAUCUGAUUCUCUACUAAAAUUCAAUGAACCUUUAUCAAAAAUUCAAAUAAUAGAAUUAAUUAAUUUUUUAAAUUCAAUUGAAUUUAAUUGUUUUAAAAAACCAAUUUUUUAUUCACUUUUUUAUAAUUUAAUCAACCUUUGUAAAAAUAAUGGUUUAACUAGUUUAGAUGUUAAAAUUAAUUUCAAUUGUAUACCCAAUGAUUCUUUAACAAUUUUCAUAACAGCUUUGACCUAUAGUGAUACUGUUUUAGAGUUUAUUUUAAAUAGUAAAUUCACUUUAUAUUUAAAAAAUUUUGAAAAAGAAAUAACCCGAAACCCAAUUCGUAAUCAUGCAUGUUAUAAAGGUAUUAUCGAUCAUCAUUUAUUAUAUGAAAAUAAUAUUAAACUUUUAAUUUCAAAGUUCAAACCAAAUGAAUUAAUUUAUUUUUCAAAUGUUAUCAAUUCAUUAUAUUUAAACCUUUUAUUUUCAACUCAAUUAAAUCAUAAUAAAUCAAUGAGUGAAGUUGGUAAUAACUUUUUAAAAGAGAAUAUAAACAAUCUUGAAAAAUUGUUUAUUUUAAAUGGUAUAGAAAUCAAUGUUACACUAUCUCAUGUAACACGUUGGUUAAUGUUAAAAUCAAAAUCCUUUAAUGCAUAUUUCCAAAAAUUUAAUUCUUUUCUUGAAAAUAAAGAAUUAUGUAAUGAAAUGGUAACCCUAUUUUCAUUCAAUUCAAUUUUAAAUUCAGAAACCUCUGAAUUAUUCUCAAAAAUUAGAAAAUUAUUUUUUAAAUAUAAAUCAAAAAAUUUUAAAGAAAAUUUAGAAUUUCUAUUACAUUAUAAGUAUUAUGAUUUAGUUAUCGAACAAAUUAUACAAUAUGAAAAAAAAUCAAAAAGGUCAUCAUUUUUAGGAACUAUGGCUACAAUAAUGCCGUCAUCAUUACCAAUUGAAGAAUUUCAAAAAAUACAACUUGAAACAAUUUGUAAUAAUAUUCCUCGCAGUGAAUUUAUUAGUAAGUUAAUUGACCUUUCAAUAAAAUUUGAUAGAUUUGAUAUUUUUAAAUACCUUUUAUCAUCUCAUGAUAAUCAAAAUUUAUUAUUUGACCAUUUUCCCAUUUUAGAUAAAUUAAAAAUUGAAUUCUUGGAAUUCUUUUUAAUUUAUAAAAAUGAUUUAUUUGUCAAACUUGUGGAAACUCAUUUACCCUAUAAUUUUUCAAAAUUAAAACAAAAUGAAAUUUGUGUUAAUCUAUUAUCAAAAUAUUUACCAUCACAUUAUCAAAUGAAAGAAUUUUUCAAUAAAUAA